UGGUUGUGUAGGCGGCAUGGAAGCUAAACCAAACCCACGAGGCUGUGACGCAUUGCAUCAACACGUGGACUCAUAGAACGUGAUAUAAUUACGUUAAUCGUAAACUGAUCGAGUUAAAACAUUCGCCGUCAUAUUUGAAUGCGAGGAAGCAAACAGUGGGCUCCCUGUGCUGUAUAAGAAAGAUGUCGCCAGAUUUCGCUAAACUGCUGUCAACCGGGUACAAAUCAGAAAUCAACGGCAGUCUCUUAUGACCGUGUACAAUGAGUGAUCGACUAAAACGAAGACAUCCCUAUUGAAAUUAUAAUUGUCAUAAAUACAGACGACUAAAUAACAAAUAAUAUAACUUGAUAAUCGUUAACACGAAUUCAAUGACCUCUAGCGAUUCAUCAAAACAAAUUACUUCGUCUACAGGAAAUAACAAUCAGGCACUAAUGUAUUCGUAUCUUCGCUCAUAGCUGGAAAACGCACCAAGAAUAUUUAUUAUGAGGCAAAUUACUUCCACAGAAUUACAAGGAUAUAAUAAUAAUGCUGAGUUUCUAAGAUAAUUUCCGUCCUUUCGCGAUUGCCUUCGUUACUUGAAGUGUAUAAGGUUACUGGGAAGCCUUAAAAGGUCUAGCGAGUGCGCAGGCGCAAGCAUCGACCGCGCGCCAUUUUUGGACGACACGAGCAUUAAACCUUGGCGUUUGAGGCCAUAUCCAGAUGGCAGACUCCAUAAUAGAGCUUCUGUGGCCUAUGUGAGCGUUCUAACUCAUUAUGGGAAGUAAUGGUGCGUUGCCUACUUAGGAGCGGGUUGCGAUUACAUUUUAGAACGAAUUGACAGAAUUUUGGUUAGUUAGGACUAAUAUUAUCCUAGUUUACGUUGUAGGGUUAAACGCAUAUUUCGCCAGUUGGUGCUAUCAGCCGUUGCUUAAAGGAACACGACCUCGUUUUAAACCCGGGACGAAGAUUUGGUUGCAAUUAUCCGGUGCUAAGGAGGUCAAAGCACUAGUAGCCUCGGCAGCCCUUAUGAAUAAGAAUUAACAAAUGGCCAUAGCAGACAGACACCAUAUAAGUGAGGAGGAGGCCGACAUGAAUUUUGCCACAUUCUCAGCGGUGGGGGCUGCUGGUACACAUUUUGUGACCACCGGUGGCCAACUGCCAGUGGCCAAAUUACAACAGAAUGUCGCCAACAAUGGAACUGGUAUGCAACAGGUGUGCGUGGCGAUGGGCGAGGGCGGCGUGCAGUACAUGCGCGCGCUGGAGGGCGGCGCGCUGCAGGCCGCGCCGCAGCUCAUCUCCGUGCCCAUCGCGCUGCCCGGCGCCAAGCCUGGUGACCCACAACCGACGGUGCAGAUCCAAGUGCUCAACCCCAAUAUACUGCAAGCGCAGCAGCAACCCAAGUACCAGAUGCAAAUACCCAUACAGGGAUUCCAACAAGGUGGUGCGGUGUUGACAGUCGCUUACUCUCCAGAGACGAACGAAACUGGGAGCAUACAGCUAGUCGGACAGGGCACUUUGGGAGACGGUCUGCAAGUAUUGGCGGCGUUACCACCGGAGAUGCAGCUGGUACAACCCUCGCAGACACAAGACAACAAGGACCAUAUACAACAGAAUAUGCAUCAGGUGUACAUAACGCCGAACAACCAGAUAAUAAUCAACGCGCCUGAGAGCAAGCCGUUGAACAACAACACGACAUCUGACAACAAUAACUCGGGACCCAUGGAUAUUAUCAUUAAAGAGGAGUGUGAUGAGACCACUAAUGACGAUGAGAGCUCGCAGGGCACGGAGGGCGGCGACACGUGGCAGAUGUGUCCGCAGCAGGACCUCGUCAAGUACCUCAACACCUUGCCGCCACAGCAAGCACAAGCGCUCCCGGUAUCUCUGCAGCAGUUCCUGCGACUGAACCCCGCGGAAGCCAAGAAGUCUGACCCCGUGGUGGAGAUAGAAGUCGACAUGGACUCGCAGGUCAAGUCCGAAGAACCGGUCGCCGAGGCUGUGCUCAGCGAAGACGGAACCAUAAGAAUACUAGGCAAGAAGAAGAAGAAAUACAAGAAGAAGCCGCCGAAGCCAGCUCGGCCGAAGCCAGGACAGGUGGUCAUAGCCACCGCGCUGGACGGCUCGCCCAUCUUCUGCUGCCCCGAGUGUCAGAUGGCCUACCCGGAGAAGGAGCAACUCGAAAUACAUUUGAUUGCCCACAAGAUUGAGAGGCGGUUUAUAUGUGGGAUUUGUGGAGCUGGCCUAAAGCGCAAGGAGCACUUGGAGCGGCACAAGCUGGGCCACAACCCCGAGCGGCCCUACGUGUGCGGGGUCUGUCGCAAGGGCUUCAAGCGCCGCGAGCACCUCAACCUGCACACCGUCAUACACUCCGGCGUCAAGACAGAGAUGUGCACCGAGUGCGGGAAAGGUUUCUACCGCAAGGACCACCUGCGCAAGCACACCCGCUCUCACGAGAGCAAGCGCGCGCGGGACGAGGCCGCCGCCGACGCGCCCGCCGUCACGUCCAAUGCAGCGAACACUACCAACAGUAUCAUGCCCGAGAUUACUAUACAUAUACCAACAAGUUCGAACUCCCAAAUGCCAGUCCAAAUCAACAUCCCGCAACACGUGGUAUCAUCCUUAGCCGCCAGCCAACAACAGCAACAACAACAACAACAACAACAACAACAACAGCAGCAACAACAGCAACAACACGCAGAGAACACCCUGGACGCGUUGUUGGCGCAGCACUCGUGACGUCACAUCACGCAGGCGCCGGGGCUGCAACUGCUCACCCAACCCAUAGCGUAUCAUUAUGUCCUUUAACUGGUUUAUACUGGAUUUUGACGCCCUCUAACAGACAAAAGAGUUAAUGAUAUCUGUGUAAUACUUGAACACUUACCUAGACAGUGUAGUAGUGCGGUUAAUAUGAUACUCUCUAAAAGACAAUAUUCUUGUCAAGACCAUCGGGAGAUGAUAAAAUAAUACUGGUUUUGUUACUGAUCAUUUUUAUCGUUCUAUAAGAAAAUUUGUUAUACCCGCACUUCACUAACUACGGAUUUCUAUAACCUAUCCAUUGUUUGAUAUAUUCAGAUUUGACAUAACUUAUCUAUUGGAGCUAAUGUCAAACUUCUCUAAUCGCAAAACAACAAUGGAUAGGUGAUAGGUUAUAGAAAGCCACUGUAAAUCAUAAGGUACAUACACAGUGACGUGACCGGGUCAUGUAGUGACACAUAACUUUUACCAGUCUUGGGGUCAUUGCAAUGUCAUGACAAUAAUAUAAGACGAUGGCUAUACACGUUGAAAUCUGUUUGGAUAUGCCUGCUUUUAUUAUUCAUAAAAAAUUGUAUUAAAAUGACGUGGUUUUGCGUGACUUGAAAACUGAUUAGAGCCGGACUCUUAGACCCAGUUCACCGACAACGUAAACAUCUGUUUACUAUGAAUUUUCACGUUCAAUUUACAAAUUAAACAAUUGUUUAAAAAAAACGUUCGUUUAUGUUGUCAGUGAUAAUGGGCCUUUAAGCUCGCAUAAUCCAAACAGAUUAAUCUGGUGUUAAAACAUAUCUCUCUAGCCAGAAUCCAAAACUAGCUUUGACCUAAUUGUUACAAAAUUGAAGAAUCAAUGUACUGAAAUUGAUCCAGGGCGAAUAUGACUGUUGCUUGUUUGAACAAGUCAGUUACUUAACUAUAACAGGGUACGACACUAACUUGAAAUGUAGGCCCAAAAUUGUUUGUAAAAAGUAAAUGUAAAAUGAAAUAACGCUACAUUUGAUACGAAUAUGUUCUUAUUAACACAAAUGUGACCUUAUUUUAAGUCGUUUUAGACUUGAAAUAAAUUUUCUAUGUGAUUUUGAUCACGGAAUGAUUCUAGUUGCGAAUUCUUCGUAUCAAAUACCCGCUUAUUUCCUACUCUACGAAGUUGUGGCCUUGUAUGAGUCUGUAAAAAUUAACACGGUAUAUUGAGCUCUAUGAAGAGAUUAGAUUAUAAUCAUGUGAAGGCAUGUAUUGUUUGUAAGAGAUAUUAGUGUUAACACGAAAUCAGUCCAUCAAGUUUGAAAGUGAAAUGUGAUUAAGCUUGAAGCAUAAUGUUUGUAUAAUGUACAUAUCACGUAGUGUUAUUGUAUAAAUCUGUGUUUUGAUACUAAAAUUCCAUGACAUGACAUCUCUUACUUCGAGCGUUGCACAAACUUUACUUUGACGCUUGUAGAAAUGCGACGCUUUUUGAUACUUCAAAAUUAAUUGAGAUUCUGGUCAUCGAAUGUUUCCAUAGUGAUCAUCGUAUUAACAUAUCCUAAAAGGUUAUUUCACACAUAGUUGAUUAAGAUUUCAUAGAAUGAUAAUAUUAUAUGUAAUUUGAUGUGCUCAAUACAUGGACUCUUUUUUGAUUUUAAACAAUUCGAAUCAUAGUAGAUAUCAUCUCCACUGUGAUAUUUAUACCAUUAUUCGCUUUCUGUGCAUUCUCACUAACUUUCAUGUGCUUAUUUUGUAUACAAACUUUUUCUAUUUCCAUCGAAUUGUGAUAUUUAUUUAUUGUCCGUUGAUUGGCGCGCGCUAGGAUAACACUCGCUUAAAAAUAAUAUAAUAGUCAUUAUCUUCCUGUACACGACGAUCCGUCCCUUUUGGAAAUUAUUUAUUAUUUUGGUUUGUGAAUAAUUUUAGGAGAUUUAUAGUAUAGUGACGAUGUUUACCUGCCGGCCUAUCGCUUACUGAUCCUAGCGCGGUGACGCAAUCCAACGGACUUGAGCUGAUGAAGUGCAUCGCAAGUGUGUGGAGAUUAUUUGAUUUUAUAUCGCGUCGUUUGUUUUCUCACUGCGAUGUUAUAAUGUUGACAAACUUUCAUAGCCUGUGUUCAGUUUCAUCAAAUCGUUUUGUAGAACUUUUUUUCGAAUUAAUUAUUUAGAUUCUAGAAAAAAGGCGUACCUACUCAUAUUGUUUUCAUACCCAUUUAAUUUAUACGAAAUUUUAUCACACAUUUGCGCGAGUCAUAAUAUAAAAUGUUAAAUUUAGGCUUUUCCACCACACGAUAUUAAUAUUUGUCAGCUUUAAUGUAGGUGUAAAUUAUUUUCCAAUUAUAUUUUUGUACUUAGUGUUAAGUUUUGUAAUGCAUCACUACUCUGUGGCAUGUUUUGUAUGUCUUAGCUUAGAACGCUGCUAUGCGAGAUCAAGGUGCUCUAUGAACAUUAAUUAAGUUCUGCAAGUUGUCUCUGGCCAUCCAGAUGCCUUUGUUUCAUAUAUUUCAUGGUGUUAAAGUUAUUAAUUACGGAGAGUCCCUAUUUCUGGUAGCUAGAUAGUGAGUAAUUGAAUUCAUAUAGUCCAACUCUAAUUGUUUCCUUGUUUCCUCACUCUGUAAUAAAAUAAAUUGUAUUUUUGUACAUUUGUUGAUAUAAGUCUAUUUAAUAUACGUUGCGUAGUCUAGUUCGUUCGUCGUUCUAAAUCUCAAAUUCUUAUUUAAUAUUUUUGUGUAACUUUUUAGGCAUAUUGUGCGUACUUCGGUCGAAAACUUUACUUCAUAUCUGUUAUCAUGUAAGAUAACGUUAGCAGUUAACCAAUUUAGAUGCGUAUUUUUUAUUUGGUUUUAUUGAAAUUAGUUGCAAGUAUUAUAAGAUUAAGACAAAGCGAAUAGACCGUUAACUUCUGUCCGAAGUUAUAAGUGUAAACUUUUGUAUGAAACUUUAUUUAUUAAGAAGACACCGUAAGAGUAAAUAAGAUUAAAGAAUAAAAUCACUGAUUUUGAAA
Molecule: messenger RNA, 5691 nt
Organism: Helicoverpa zea (corn earworm)
Lineage: Eukaryota; Metazoa; Arthropoda; Insecta; Lepidoptera; Noctuidae
Product: zinc finger protein 853-like
Exons: 14
Coding region: 1024-2712 (562 amino acids)
Cellular component (GO): nucleus
Source: RefSeq, a predicted model, not a curated record